Lacerta agilis (Sand lizard) is the source of this 294-nucleotide messenger RNA. RefSeq names its product chromosome 9 C4orf45 homolog (gene SPMIP2). NCBI's taxonomy places the organism in Eukaryota, Metazoa, Chordata, Lepidosauria, Squamata, Lacertidae. The record is from RefSeq and is a predicted model, not a curated record. The annotation marks the transcript as partial. The transcript has 2 exons.
UCUCAAGGCCCAGAUGGUUUGAGUAAUCACAGAUCAAGGCUUCCGGAAACUACGCUUUAUAUAGGAGGAGCAACUGCACCAGUAGAGGGCACUAGUGAAGCUGCUUACCUGUGGAGACCUGCACCAAGGAAUCCUCCUCCAUGGUACCACAAGUCUUGCUAUGUAGGAGAAAUUGGCUGGGGAGUAAGAGAGUUUCCUUCUCUCGCCCAGAAAAACACCCAGCAGUUAAUGCCUGAACGAUUUCCUCCAGCUGAAGAGUUUGAAAUAGUGGCUCGAUACAGAAAUCCCAGGUAG